GACAUGUUCUUCUAAGUGAGGUUAUACACCAAUACGUCAUUUCUAGAGAAAAACAACAGUAAAAAUUUCAAUUUAAACUUACACAAUAUUAGAAAAAUAUUAACUAUACACUACGUAGUAUCUACUGAUAAUAAAUAAUGGGUGGAAAACAUAAAGUUGCCAACAGGACAAAAAAUAAUGCUAGGCCUUCCAGCAGUGGUAGAAGUGCUGAAUUACUUGGUUCAUCUAUACCUCAGUUUGUGGGAUUCUCGGGAAUGAAAGAAAGCAGAUUUUGCUUUCCUUUACAAUGUUGUCCUGAAGAACUAGAUUCCUCGAUUGAUCCUACAAUACAAGUAAUGUUGAAAAAAAUUGCAAAGAAUAAUCCUACCACAAAGAUAAAGGUAAUUGUAUUAUUUAAGGUUUCAAGAUUUGAGGGGUUUGUUUCAAUGUUCUCCUAAUGCUUGAUAAUACUACUUUGAUUGCCUUAAGUAUUAGUUGUAUCUCAACAUAUGUGGUAUAAUAAGUUCUUGCAUAUAAGGACUACUUUGCAUGAAAUACACUUGAUUGUUACAUACACAACAAAUACAUUAAUUAUACAAAACUAGGGCUUACAAGAAUUAGCAGAGCUAAUUAAGAACGCAGAACCUGAAACGUUGCAAACAAUACUACCUGUAUGGCCAAAAUUCUACAACAUCCUUGCUACAGAUAGUGAUAACAGAGUAAGGGAAGCAUCACACAAUGUUCUACAUCAGCUGGUUUUGAAGGCAAAGAGAAAUAUUGCUCCACAUUUGAAGCAACUUAUGGCACCUUGGUUUACUUCACAAUAUGACACUUAUCCACCUGCAGCUAGUAUUGCAAAACAGGCUUUUAAAGAUACCUUUUCUGAUUCCAAGUUCCAAGAAGCAGUAGUGUUUUGCCAAGAAGAUAUCUUAUCCUACAUAAGUGAUAAUCUGCUUGUUCAGACACCACAGACACUUAGCAAUCCAAAACAUUGUACUCCUGAGGAAAUGGAUGCUAAAUAUGAAAGAGUUUUAAUAUCAUGUUUACAGGGAUACCGUUUGUUUUUGGAAAAAGUACCUGUUGACAGCAUUAAAAAUACUGCUGAGCUAAACAGCAACAUCAUAUCCAAUGCAAAAUUUUGGAAGUUUUCCAAGCAUAAAGUGGCAAACAUAAGGGCUUCCUGGUUUAAAGUUUUAGCCAUGAUUCUUCAAAAAGCACCAUCUUUAUUAGAAGGAAAGGCGUCCCAAGUGACCAGCACAGUAUUUGGAAGUAUAGAAGAAAAUGAACCAUCUGUAUUGCCACAUGUCUUAGAGACCAUUCUAUUAACAAUGUCAACCAUCCAGGAGUGGUGGACUCAUAUAAAUGUGGAAAAAGUGUUGUUUUCUAAGUUGUGGAAAAUACUGAAACAAGGCAUAGAAGGAAAUUCAUCCACUUUUUAUUUAAAUAUGCUACCACUGAUCUCACAUUUGCCGCCAACAGUAGAUGAAAAUGCCUUGCAAUUCUAUAAUACUCUUUUUGAUAAUUUCAGGAUUGGUUUAAAGCAGAGAUCUUCUGCAUCAAGCAGAUCUGAAUAUGUAGCUGUUGCAUCAUCGUUUGUUGAGUGCUUGCAGUACGUGAUAUUAAAGAAAGAACAUGACUCAAAUCUCUGCAAGUGUCUUAUCAAAAACCACUUGGUUUCCACUAUUGAAUGGUGUCUCAUAGAAGACCAGCCUGGAUACAAGAUCGUUUUUAAUCAAGCUGCAACAUUGGUACAGUGGUUGGGCAGAAACACAAAAUCAGAAUCAUUCAAUUCAUAUCUGAAGUUCUUUUUUGAAAAUAUUCUGGAUUUGUUCAAAGAAACCUUAUUUAACUUGAAAGAGAUCAAAAAUCAUAAUUUAGAACAGAUCUCUACAAAACAAAUAGAGUUCUUGCAGUCUCUAAAACAUUAUAGCAAAGUAAAAAAAGCUUGGAAAGUGAAGUUUGCCCAAGAUGAAAGUAAAAAAGCUGAAGAGGCGUCUCAUCAAGCAUCAGUUAUUGAAUCAGAAGAACAGUACCUGAAAGAAUUAAACACCUUGGUGUAUAAUGUGUGUGAAAAUUAUGUUCUGUACAUUGAAGAACAUAAUUCAAAAGAGUUGUUGGAGCAUGUAUGUUCAUUGUUGAUCGACUUUGACACGAACAAAUUCUUCAAUUGCCUGCAUGAGAAAAUGAAAAAGAAAAAUCCUGAGGCAAGGCUGGCUGAUGUGUACGAUAAUUAUUUGCAUAAGUGGUUGCAGUUAGAGGAAUUGAAAAGUAAACAUGUCAUUGAUCUUGUGUUUAUGUUGUAUAAAUGCUUGGAUGAUACUGAUAGACAGAAACUACUUGACAGUCUUUCAGAGAUCACUGAUGAAAAUUACCUGGGCUGGUGUAUCACCCAAGCACUGGCUCAUCCCUACAACAAGGAUCCUUUAGUUAAAAAAUGGCUAAAAAGGGAUGGUGUUAGCCAAUUUUUAGCAUCCAUUGCUGAUAAGGAAAUUAAUGAUGAAUGUUCUUCCGACUUAGACGCCCUCUUUAGGCUAGCCUUGACAGAAAAUAGUGAUGGAGAUUUGUAACAAAUGGUAUGAGGGGGAAACGAUAUCAAAAAUUUCCUCACAACUUCCUGGGGCCAGAGUGUUUUUCAGAGCUGUAUGUAUCAAACGAAACGGUCCUCCAAGUUAUUGAGAAACUCACUAAGUUCUUAGAGCAUCCUGAAGAGCACCAAACUGCCUUAGACACAUGUGCUAGCCUUUCAGCAUAUAUUUCAACCAUCAUAUAUACAGAAAAUUUACUAUUAACUUACAGCGAAGACUUACUAUUGGCAUUAUUCAGACUAUCUUGCAACUCCUCUCUAAGUGAGGAUAUCAUCUCUACAGAAACUUUGUAUGAAGUCAGGACAGCUUGGCAGGACUCCCUCAGUUUGCUAGCGAAGUAUCUGGAACGCGAGGAGAGCAUAUCUCUGGUUUCAAAGUUGGCGGAUAUAGUGGAGAAGGAGUUUUUAAAUGGGAGUUUGGAAGAAAGUCACGUCAAUCAUUUGGUGGAGGUUGUGGCCAACCUCCUGAAAGCCGUUUAUGGUAGUCAGCCUUUAUGGUUGACAGAUUUUUCGAAUCUUUUUGUUAAACGCAGUUUUGUUGAGACGUGGGAGCGAUCUUUGAGCAGCCUCUGUUCAUUAUCUGAGUAUGUCAAAGGCAGACUAAGUAGUCCUUAUGAGGAGUUGAAAGGUAUUGAGAUGGUGAAAGAUUUGGAAGAUCUUCAUGUGGCAAAACUCUUUGCAUGGACGUAUUUGAAGCUACAAGUGCUUGGUACUAAUUUGGCAGAUGAUAGCGAGGAUUGCGAGGAAGACGAAGAAGAAAAUGAGAAGAGCAAAGUUUGUUAUUAUAAUGUAAUGGAUGAGAAUGAAAUAUUUUUUGCCGAAAUCUUACAUAUAAUUAGUUUGGGCUCAUGCUAUCUGGAAACAUUUAAUAAUACAAAACAGUAUGAAAUAAUUCUGAACUACUACGUUUUGGCUGAAAUGAAACUAAAAUCGACGAUUCAGAGCAUUUCUACAGAGUUAAAAGAAGCCUUGAAAACAGUCCUGAGGGAUAAGUGUCUCUCUGAAGCUUGGUUGUGGUGCAAUGCAGUAUACACAUUAUUUUCAGAAAUAAAUCCAGAUGCUUUGACAGACAUAUACAGUGAUUUCACUAAAGAUGUUACAGGUAGAAAUUUGGGAUUUUUGCACUUGACGCAAACCUUUGCUAAGCAUUUGAAUUAUGAUCAUGUGCAGAAUAAAAAGUAUGAACCAAUUGAACAGGUGAUCAUACUAAACAGCCUCAUGCAUUGUGAAGAAAUUGAUGUGCAGAUUGCUGAGGUUUUCUCUAAAAUUGAAGAAAUCAGGAGUGAAAAUGUGCCACAAUUUUUGUGUGAUAAUUGCAAUAUGUCAUGGGAAAAAUACCAACAAAUUUUGGAAACCAUAAGACUCUGUGCUUCAUUGAUGAAACACAAAUUCAAUUCUCUGACUCAGAGGCAUUGGGACUUCGGUGUGAUAUCUUUAGUCUCGUGGGCAUCAAAUUGUUUGAAAAAUAGGUCCAGUUACCAGAAAAUACAGGUUCAAGCACUUUUUUCCGAAGUGGUGCAACUCUUUAUAAAUGCAGAUAACCAAAUAAAGGGAAUGAAAGAAGAUAAUGUUAAGAGCAGUUAUGUGUCUGAAUGGGAUGACGUAUUAGUGGAAAGUAUUCAUGGAGAUUUGGCACAGCUGUGGUUGUAUCUGGCCGAGCAACUAGAGCAAAAUAACGGCAACCUUUUGCAAUACCUUCCAUUCAUACAAGAAUUCUCCAAAGUGAUAAAUAACAUAAACCACCAGUUCAUUUUCAAAACGAGUGAUACUUCUCUACCAAAAUGGAGCAAAUUUUUGAGACGAAGCUGCUUCUUGCUGGCUCACUGGCAUCCUAAUUUGCAGUUGUGGGGAUACAAAAUGCUGCUGGCAUUAGUGCCUGGUCUGAUUAAGAUUGAUACUGAUGCAGUCAACUUGAAUAAUCCUCAUCAGAAAGGAUUGGUUUUCGAACAGUUUAAAGAGAAGCUGGUGGAAACACAUGGGAUUGUCAAUAGCAUGCUAAUGGAGUUUAAGUUAGGUGAAGACGUAUGUAAUGUAAAAGUUGGAACAGAUGCUUUCACUUACACAUUUGCAUACUUGCUUAUAUGGGACAUUCUGCUUACACUUUGUGGCGAAGCAUCUACAGAAUUGAGAUACCAAUAUGCAGAAUGGUUGCGGAAUGAAGAUUUGUUGAAUAAUUUCCUGAAUAAUCUUUUCAAGCUUAUGCCUACAGAAGUACUCCAUUGUAACGAGGGAAAAUCCAAAUAUUUCAUGGAUAACUUUUUGGAAAAGCCAGAAAUGCAUGUCACAGAUACCUGCAAUGGCGAGAAAAUCGAAUACCUAGUAUGUUGGCUUUAUUCACUAGCAGUGACGCAACUGCCAGCCUUGGUGCGCCAGUGGUGGACAGGUUUGGAAACAAAAGUGGCUCAAGUUGUAGAAAGAGUAACGACAUUGUAUGUAUCGCAGCAUUUAUGUGUACAGGAACUGAACGAUAUCAUGAAGCAUCAGAGUCAGUUCAAAAACAUGGUGAUUAAGGUGAUGCCCACUGCGAGAGAAAUAACGGCAGUCUAUACGAUUGAUGAAGUACAAGUUGAACUAGUGAUUUCUUUGCCAGCUAACUAUCCACUUGGCGGGCUAGAUGUGCAGUGCAACAAGCAAAUUGGUGGUACAAAUCAUAAACAGUGGUUGUUGCAGUUCAAGAAAUGCGUGGAACAUCAGAAUGGAAGGAUAUGGGAUGGUCUGUCUUUAUGGAACAAUAACUUAGACAAAAAGUUCGAGGGUGUCGAGGAGUGUUAUAUUUGUUAUGCAGUAUUGCAUCGUGGAACAUACCAGAUGCCAAAACUGUCUUGUCAGACAUGCAAGAAGAAGUUUCAUUCUGCUUGUUUGUACAAAUGGUUCCGGACAAGUUGCAAGAGUUCAUGUCCCAUCUGUAGGAACCUCUUCUAACUGGAUAUUUUCAGUGCUUUAUAAUUCAAGUUGCAGAUUUGUAGUUUUUACAAUUAUUAAGCUGUUGUAUAUGACAUGAAUAAAUACUAUUUUUGAUCGUUAUAA
Molecule: messenger RNA, 5590 nt
Organism: Acanthoscelides obtectus
Lineage: Eukaryota; Metazoa; Arthropoda; Insecta; Coleoptera; Chrysomelidae
Source: the annotation of a GenBank genome assembly